AUGCCCACUGCUGACGCCCCGCAUGCCGGUGUUGUGACUCUGCAGCCCAUCGCAAAGCGCGUCCUUCGAGGGGCGAAAACAGAGCGAAUCACCAAAAUGUGUGAAUCCCUAUGGAAGAUGACGGCAUACGGUUCCAUGCUGCUGCUGGAGGUGGCCAUCGUGCACCGGGAGUCCUGGUUCUGGAGGCCCAAGGACUACUGGGUGGGGUGGCCUAAUCAGCCCGAGCUGCCUCUGAUGCGGCUGUUGUUCGGCGUGCAGCUGGCCUACUACAUUUCCACCACCUUCACCCUGGCGCUGUGGGAGGUGCCCCGCAGCGACUACUGGGUGAUGCAGACGCACCACUGCUGUACCGUGGUGCUCAUCUAUUACAACUACGUCAGCGGGUACCAGCGGUGGGGCUGUCUCAUCAUGCUGCUCCACGACAUCAACGAUGUAAUUAUGGAGGUGGCCAAAUGCCUCAACUACGCUGACUUGCACACAGCAGCCAACACAGCCUUUGCGCUGUUCGUGUCGGCCUGGGCGGGCUUGAGGCUGUACGCCUUCCCUACCUUCCUCAUCCGGUCCACGUUGCUAGACAGCGUGCGCGUGCUGGGCUACACGCCGCCGCACCACGGCCUGCUCAACAGCCUGCUGUGCGUGCUAUACGGCUUCCACAUCUACUGGUUUGGUCUCAUAUUACGAGUAGCCUAUAUGACGCUACGGAAGGGCAAGGGCGAGGAUAUAAGGGAGAAAGAGGAGUGA
Molecule: messenger RNA, 741 nt
Organism: Volvox carteri f. nagariensis
Lineage: Eukaryota; Viridiplantae; Chlorophyta; Chlorophyceae; Chlamydomonadales; Volvocaceae
Exons: 4
Coding region: 1-741 (246 amino acids)
Biological process (GO): ceramide biosynthetic process
Cellular component (GO): endoplasmic reticulum; membrane
Molecular function (GO): sphingosine N-acyltransferase activity
Source: RefSeq, a predicted model, not a curated record